AUGGCUGACUCGGGACCUAGUAAAAGCGAUAUUGAAGCGGUUUUUCAGAGGUUACGAGCAAUCCCUUCAAAUAAAGUAUGUUUCGAUUGCAACGCCAAAAAUCCUACGUGGUCAUCAGUGACGUAUGGUGUGUUCAUCUGCUUGGAUUGCUCAGCCGUGCAUCGAAGUUUGGGAGUGCAUCUGACCUUCGUACGUUCCACUCAGCUCGACACAAACUGGACAUGGAAACAGCUGAGGAAUAUGCAGCUUGGCGGGAACGUGAAUGCGACACAAUAUUUUCGCACCCAAGGUUUGGUGACUGAAGAUGCUCGACAAAAAUACAGCUCCCGUGUUGCUCAAAUGUACAGGGAUAAAUUAAAUGCUUUAUCGGAGCAGGCAAUGAAAACAUAUGGUACUAAGCUUCACCUAGACCCUGCACCUGCCGAGGCUAAAGAAAAGGAAAAGGAACCAGAGCGUGAGGUAGACUGGUUCGCCCUGCAUGGUGAUGCCUCCAACACUAACACUAACCAGUCUAGCCUAAAUGCACAGGCGGCAGCAGCGGGCGGUGGCAACCUCAGCUCAGAAGCGCGACUAUGGGGUUCCGGCUCACCCGCCUAUAAGAGCAGCCAGCCGGCUGCGCGUCGUCCUGGGCUGGGCGGUCGCAAAGGCGGUCUGGGCGCAACCAAAGUGGCGACCAAUUUUGAGGACAUCGAGCGUGAAGCAAAGAUGGCGGAGAAACUGAAAAUAGAGGCCGCCGAGGGUUCGCGCGCCGCCACGCUGGAGUGCGUGGAGCGCGAGAUGUCGCGGCUGAGCUACGGCCACGGCCCGUCCCCGGCCGCCGCCCGCUCCGACCGGCCCGACCGCCACCGCCUCGGCAUCGCCGGCGCCGCAGCGCCCUCUGCGCGCAACAAGCCUCACGGUGGCGUUUCGCACUCAGCGAUGUCGGACAUGACAACCAUAGAGCAAGAGGACGCGCCCACCGGUCGGUCCUCGUCGCCCACCUCUCGCUCGCAUCUAGACGACCUGGACGACUUCAACUCCGUCUUCACCAUGAUCAGGAACGAGCCGUACGGCGGCGGCAGCAGGCCGGCGGAGGGCGAUGGCGGCUGGGAGCGCAUCGAGCCGGAGCCGCAGCGCGCCGUGCGCACCAUGUUCGAGGCGGAGGCCAGGCCGGCGCCCGCCCCCGCCCCCGCCCCCGCCCCCGCGAGGGGCGGCGCCGCCGCCCGCCGCGCCCAGCCCGACGCGGACGACGACUCGGCCGUCAAGAAGUUCGGCGCCGCCAAGUCCAUCAGCUCGGCGCAGUUCUUCGGCGAAGUCGACUCGCGGUGGGAGCGCGACGCCAACCUGUCCCGCUUCCAGGGCAGCUCGAGCAUCUCUUCGGCGGAGUACUUCGGCGACGAGCGGCCCCAGCGCCAGCCCGCCUUCACGGUCUCCGCGCCCAACCUGGACGAGGUGCGCGAGUCGGUGCGCGCCGGCGUGACGCGCGUGGCCGGCCGCCUCUCCUCGCUGGCCAACGGAGUGGUCUCCUCCAUCCACGAGCACUACGGCUAC
Messenger RNA from Iphiclides podalirius (scarce swallowtail), 1530 nucleotides. NCBI's taxonomy places the organism in Eukaryota, Metazoa, Arthropoda, Insecta, Lepidoptera, Papilionidae. The record is from the annotation of a GenBank genome assembly.